Lethenteron reissneri (Far Eastern brook lamprey) is the source of this 2849-nucleotide messenger RNA. RefSeq names its product otolin-1-like. The record is from RefSeq and is a predicted model, not a curated record. Gene Ontology annotation, molecular function: protein binding. Lineage: Eukaryota; Metazoa; Chordata; Hyperoartia; Petromyzontiformes; Petromyzontidae.
UUUGUUUUUACGGGUUAUACUUAUUCAAGAUCGACUCAAAUCUUAUCCACACGCCUCUCUCUCCAAAAAUCUCCCUCCGCUCCUCGUCCAGCAGGUGCCAUGGCGUCCCGCGACGGGCUCAUCGUCCUCAUCCUGCUGCACGGCAUUCUGGGGAAGCACUGCACCCUGGGUAAAUCCUCGCUGCCGCCAUCCUCCCCGGGCGUGCCGCGGCUGCUCCACGGCAACGGCGACCACGGUAACCAAGGCAACGGCGACCACGGUGACCAUGGCAACGGCGACCAAGGUGGCCACGGCAACGGCGACCAAGGUGGCCACGGCAACGGCGACCACGGUGGCCAUGGCAACGGCGACCACGGUGACCGUGGCAACGGCGACCACGGUGGCCAUGGCAAUGGCGACCACGGUAACCACGGCAACGGCGACCAAGGUGGCCAUGGCAACGGCGACCAUGGUGACCAUGGCAAUGGCGACCACGGUGACCACGGCAACGGCGACCACGGUAACCACGGCAACGGUGACCAGGGCAACGUCGACCGAGAUGGACCGCCGGCUAGGCACGAUUCUUCUUCUGCCGGCACCGGUGCCCGAACCAAGCGGCACGAAGCGUCCGAGUCCACGGGAUCACCCCGUGACGGAGCCGGCGGCGGUGCCAAUAGAGGAGGGGGAGGAGGAGGAGGAGGUUCGACGCCCGGUUCGUUCAAGGAGGUGAUCGACGUGGAUGACAGCUUCGAGCAGCUCGGAGGCAACUGCUGCGACUGCUUCACCCUGCUGGAAGGGGCGCAGGGCAGGAAGGGAGAGAGGGGUGACAGAGGGUUGCCCGGAGAGAAGGGCGAAGUUGGCCACCAGGGGGAGCCAGGAUUGCCCGCCCCUCCUGGAGCAGCUGGGCCCAAGGGUGAGACGGGGAACCCAGGAGAGCGAGGCGAGGAUGGAGACCGUGGCCCCAGAGGAGCCCCCGGGGACAGGGCAAUCAAAGGUGACAAGGGCGACAGGGGAUCGUUGGGCCUGGCGGGCGACAAAGGGCAGCAGGGAGAGAAGGGCGACAAGGGCAGCAUCGGCCCCAAGGGCGACCAGGGUCAGCGUGGGGUCGCGGGCCCUCCGGGCGAGCGGGCAAAACCGGCCGAGAAGGGAGACAAGGGUGAGCGCGGCGCGCAAGGCGAGCGCGGCCCCGAGGCCGCAGCGGGCCCCGAGGGCCGGCCCGGCAGCGCGGGCCUCAAGGGGGACAAGGGGGACGCGGGCACGAGCGGCACGAAGGGUUCCAAGGGCGAUCGAGGAGACGCGGGGCCGGCGGGGCCGACGGGACCCGCGGGGUCUCAGGGAGCCCCCAGCCCGCCGGGGUCGCGGGGCCCGGCGGGUCCCCAGGGCAUCCCGGGGCCCGCCGGUCCCCCGGGCCACGCGGGGGCCCCCGGGCAGCCCGGCCCGCCGGGCCCGCCGUCGCCGCCGCCGCACAAGACGAAGCCGUCGCUGGAGAGCAACGAGGAGACGGAGGCGUGCGCCAAGGGGCCGUGCGGCGCGGGGCCUUGCGGCGGGGGUCCCUCGGGGCCCCGCUCGGCCUUCAGCGCGAGCCUCUCGAAGGCCAACGCCUUCCCGGCGCGCGGCGCGCCCGUCCGCUUCACGCGCGUCCUCUACAACGGCCAGGGCCACUACAGCCCCGAGACGGGCAAGUUCACGUGCGUGGUGCCGGGCGUCUACUCCGUGUCGUACCACCUGACGGUGUGGAAGCGCUCCGUGAAGGUGGCGCUGUGCAAGAACGAGCGGCGGCUCGUGUCGUCGGGCGACGGCUUCGAGGACGGCGACCUCGACCAGGCGUCGCUCUCCACCGUGCUCGAGUUGGAGCGGGGCGACCAGGUGUGGCUCGAGGUGGUCGGCAGCUACAACGGCAUCUACGCCGACGACGACGACGACUCCGUCUUCACAGGGCAUCUGCUCUUCCCAGACUGCUGAGCGCCGUGCCGUGCGUCCCCCAACCCAUUCGACGGAGACUAAGUUCUUGGAGCUGAGUGACGUUCCCGAGCCGGGCGGAGCUUCCUCCACACGCACGCACGCACCCGAGCGGACAAUCCCGACGGUGAUGAGAUGUUCACUACCUCGCCCGGUAUACAGUGGAUCGUAUAGGUUCGAUCGCGAUCCUGACUCCUGUAUAUUUGGAGUGUGUGUGUGUCUCUCUCGCUCCCCGUGAUCGCGUGGUUUUUUUAUGGGUGCCCCUGGUUUGGGGCCGUCCAUAAAUGACGUCACGCGAUUUUGGAUGAUUUUUUACCCCCCCCCCUCCCUCGUCACACGGCGUCACAAAAAGUCAGACCCCCCCCCCUCAAAUAUGACGUCACAAAGCUCUGCCCCCCCCCCCCAAAACCAUAUUUCCAUUUUGAAAAUAAAACGUGCUUCAAAUCGCUUUAAACUAUUGUCAUUGUAGUGCGUAUUUAAUGUGGCGCUGCACUCUGAUGUUGUAGGAGUGUUGUUUUAACAAUUAGUGUUGUUAAAACAAUUAUAUAUUUAUUUAAAGUUGCGCAUUUUUAUGUGACGUCACAUUUCUCAACCGCCCCCCCCCACUCGUCACACAUCGUCACAAAUGUCUAACCCCCUCUCCCCCCUAGGUGCGUGACGUCAUUUAUGGACGGCCCCUUUGUCCCCUUCACAUUUAAAAUCAACGGCACGCGAUUAGAGUAUAUUGGCUGCGAAAAAAUGUCCACGUGAUGAUAAGCCGCUUUCGUUGAGCUAUCAUUUGUGAUAGCAAGGUCGCUUCUAAAAAAACAAUUGUUACAUAGCUCAGUGGACCAUCUCUCGCACCUGGUAAAAUAAAAAUAAAGUUUAAUUUACAAAUCCAGAGCUGUGCUGUGCACAUGAGCACCCGAAGG